Pongo pygmaeus (Bornean orangutan) is the source of this 8783-nucleotide messenger RNA. RefSeq names its product family with sequence similarity 227 member A (gene FAM227A). The record is from RefSeq and is a predicted model, not a curated record. NCBI's taxonomy places the organism in Eukaryota, Metazoa, Chordata, Mammalia, Primates, Hominidae. The transcript has 17 exons. The coding region runs from base 451 to 2310 and encodes 619 amino acids.
GACCAGGACCUGCACUCACCCUCCCCACUGACACAUUGGUCUGGGCCCCCGGCCGCGCUGUCACCAUGGAAACGGCUUCUCGCGGACAACGCUGCGGCUUACGACGGUUCCAUUGUUACGGGAAACUGGAAAGUGGAGACCGCGCCGGUGUUGCCUGGAGAACGCCUGGACUCAGAGCAGCAAAAUGGGCCUCUCCCCAACUCCCCUCCUCCUCCCCCAGCACAAGGCAAAGGGCACCCCUUGCUGUGAGUUUGGGGGCACCGGCUGUCGCGGGCCGACCCAGAACUUUGCGGAGUCCCCUGAGGGACCCGUGGCGGGACCGGCCCUGGGUUCGUCAAAUUCCGCCGAUGCUUUCAGGAGGCUGAUUAAACAAAGGACAAGAUUGGAGUGGGAAAUGGAGGCUCUUAAAAGUGGAAGCUUUUUGUUUGUCCAUUUAUAAGAAAUUGGACAAUGAAUCACUUCAGGAAGAUGGAGGUCAUCAACCUCACUGCCCUACCUAUGAUACCAGUGGAUGAGCACCUGGCUGUCUCGCUUGUCGCACGGAAUACAAUGGUGAAGACCGUGAGGAAGGAGUUAGAGAACAGUCCACCCUCGUGCCUUAUUGGCUCCAUGCACCAGGUGAACCAAAAGAUUGCUGACAUAAAUCUGCGUAUCGAGCCCUCGGCCAACAGCCUGGCAAUUGAGAGAUUUGAGUUGGAGAAGAAGGCUUUAAGAGAGAAAACUCGCAGCAGUCCAGGAGACAAAGUCAAGAGACAAAGAAAAUCUCAGUAUUCCUGCAAAGGCUCCGAACUCAGACAUGCCAGAUCUUCUGUUAUAAAAAGGAAAACAGCAGAUAAAAAUCUGCUGGUGGAGCUGUACCAGUAUUCCAACUUUAAUAGCUCCAAGCCAAACAAGCUUCCGAAUGGUGUGGACUUCUGUGACAUGGUGGGCAACGUGGUCCGGGCUGAGAGAGACUGCCUUAGUGGCAAGCGUUUCUGUUCAGGUAGAGAAUUAGAGAAGUUUCUCUCUUCUCCUUCUCCAAGAGCCAUCUGGCUGGAUAGCUUUUGGUGGAUAUUUCAUGAGAGGUACCAGCCAAACAAGGAGCUCCAGAAUAAUCUGUUUGACCGGAUAGCCCAGCACUAUGCCUUACUUUUGUUUCGUGUACCCAAGUCCCACUAUGAAGAGGCGCUCUUAAAAAGGCUGCCAUCACUUCUGAGCAAAGCUGUGUACACCAGCUUCUGUUGCUGCUUCCCACAGUCCUGGUUCAACACGCACGAAUUCAAGUCUGACAUCUGUAACACAAUGAGCCUGUGGAUUUCAGGCACCUAUCCUAGCCCACAGAGCUAUGACAGCUGGGACUACUCGGAACUAGACCCAGAGCGAUUCCGCAGAGAAGAAUUAAUGUUAUACAGAAGAAGACUGACAAAGGGGAAAGAGUUUUCUUCGUUUGCUGGUAAGAGAGCCUUCUCCCAGAAGCCAGCCCAGAGCAGGAAAUUCUGCCACCCUCAGUCUUCUAGUGCAAAUUCACCCAAUGAAAAAGCCUCUUCGGCCAAGCAGAACUCAGAAAAAAGCUUACGAAUGCAGAAUACUGCAAAAGAGCAUCAUUGUCAGACCCUGGUCUUGAAGAAACCUACACAAGAAGUCAAGAGGAUAUCAGAAGCAAGAGAAAGUGAGAAUAUGUUUCCUAAAAAGUCGUGUGCUGCCUGCAAAAGCCCUGAGCUGACUUCAAACCUCUUCAACAUUUAUGGGAAGAGCCCUCUGAUUGUGUACUUUCUCCAGAACUACGCCAGUCUGCAGCAGCACGGCAAGAAUGUGUUGAUAGUCAGAAGGGAAAAGACCACGAGCACCCCUGACUGCACCCCAACGUUUACUGAUGUCAUCAACGAGACCCUGUGCAGCAUGAAGAAGCGGAAAGACAACCUCAAUCAGUUGUACCAGCGUCACUGGAGUGAAUGGAAUUAUUUUGACAAGCAUCUAAAGGAGCUGCAAGACAACUUCUCCAGGGAAAUGAAGAAUAUUGAUGAAAAAGCAGCAGAUAAAAAAAAGGCAAACCACAUAUUCAUCCCACCUUCAGCUGUCAAUGAGGAAUCACCUGACAAGAAAACUAAGGGAAGUCUCCAAAGAGAAAUUGAGUUUCUUUUAAGGAGGGGAAAGGAGGAGAGAGAAAGAGAAGAGAAACAGAAGUUGAACAUUUCUUUCCACUUACUUCCAAGCCCUGAGGAGCUCCACAACCUAGAACCAGGCAGCGCCUACAGAAUCCGUGAUAUUUCUGCUACGAGGUGGAGUAGAACAACAAGAAAACAAGAAAAUUGUGGCCAAAGACAGAAAUAGGAAUCACGAUUUCUCCAUAGGGGAAGGAUUCCGUUGUAGUUUUUCCUAGGCUGAGUGAAAAGCAGGAGUAGAGAGUUGGUGCUUGGGUCACUACAUUUAUUCAUAAAUUUACUCUUUCAGUAUUUUAUUACGUGCAUGCUGGUAAGUACAUUACAAAUAUGACCUCAUACAAAGGUUAAACUUUCAUACCAGCCAUAUGAAGUAGGGAUUAUCCACUGCAUUUUACACAGGAGCAAGCCCAGGUUUAGAAAGGUUUCCGAGUUCUCUGCUGUAGACACUGGGUCAUUAACAGUAGAUAAGACACAGUCCCUGUUCUCAAGGGAGUCACCAUCUGGUAGAGGGAAGACAGAUGUAUCAACACAUUAAAUGCUGUAGUAUUGGACAGAGGAAAAAGAGGAAAGUGUUGUGAGGGAAAAGGAAAAGGGGCCUAGAGGAGUGCAAUUUUUUGUAACAAGCAUUGUGGAACUAUUAAUUUGAUAAUUUGAUAGGCGCUUCUAUUAUGCUGCCUCUGAGCCUUUGCCCCCUGCUCCUCUAACCACUGGGCUUGCCAGCCUAUUUCCAAUAUGCCCUCUUUCUGCCUGGCAAACAUCUUGUCUUUUCUAAAAGCCCAGGGACAUGACAUCUGUAAUGUGUUUCUGUGUGACUCCUAGGCUUCUGCCUUCUUAACCUCUCACCUUCCAGCUCAUUUGAGUGAAUCUUUGUCCAAGAAUUGAGAGAAACUUUAUAGGUAAAGCAUGCACAUGUUGUCUGAUUUAAUCUAAAAUAGAAACAAGAAAACAAAAAAUAAUACUGCAACUAGGGACACAUUUAGUCACUCCCAGUUCAUGAGACAAGGAAUAUUAAAGUUCAUUCCUACCAUAGCCAAAGUCAGGAUUUAAAUGUAAAUUAACUCUUUUAAUUAAAAAAUUUUAAAUUAGGCCGGGCGUGGUGGCUCACACCUGUAAUCCCAGCACUUUGGGAGGCUAAAGUGGGCAGAUCACGAGGUCAGGAGUUCGAGACCAUCCUGGUCAACAUGGUGAAACCCCAUCUCUACUAAAAAUACAAAAAUUAGCUGGAUGUUGUGGCAGGCACCUGUAAUCCCAGCUACUCGGGAGGCUGAGGCAGGAGAAUCGUUUGAACCCAGGUGGCAGAGGUUGCAGUGAGCCAAGACCAUGCUAUUGCACUCCAGCCUGGGCAACAAGAGUGAAACUCUGUCUCAAAAAAAAAUUGUUUUAAAUUAAUUUUAACCAAAUUAAAUUUUUUUAGAGGCAGAAUCUCAGUCUGUUGUCCAGGCUGGAAUGCAGUGGCACAGUCAUAGCUCACUGCAACCUCAAAUUCCUGGGCUGAAGCGAUCCUCCCACCUCAGCCUCCCAAGUAGCUAGGACUACAGGUAUGCCACCAUGUCUGGCUAAUUUUUAAAGAAAUUUUUUUGUAGAGAUGGGAUCUCACUGUGUUGCCCAGGCUGGUCUCGAACUCCUGGCUUCAAGUAAUCCUCCUGCCUUGUCCUUCCAAAGCACUGGGAUUCUAAGUGUGAGCCACCGCACCUGGCCUGGAGUAUCUAAUAUUGUAUAACAUAAUAAUAGUAAUCAUAGGCGAUGUCAUUUAUUGAGUACUUAGUAUGUGCUGAGUGCACUGUUAAGUCUGGUUUAGACAUUAUCUCAGUUAACCUUCCUGGUGUCCCCCAAGAUGGAUAUUGUUACCUCCAUUUUCUCCUAGGAAGAAACGGGCUUGGUGGGGAUGAUUAGGUAUUUGCUAGAUGUCUAUUCUGUACCAUCCCUGCACUAGGCCCUGUGAAUACAGAGAUAAAUAAAGACACAGUCCCUGACCUUAUGGGGCUCACAAUCUGGAAAAAAGAGAAGGAUGUGUAAACCAAUAAAUGCAUUAAUGCUCCGAUAGAGAGCUGCGUGGAAUCUGAGAAAAACCAAGGCAGGUGAAGCCAGUGUGCCAGCAGCCCUUUGGGACAGAAGAUAUUUCACUGAGGGGCACAGGCACAGGGGUUGGUUUGCCAGAGGACCAGCAGCUGGGCUGAGGGGCAUAGGUUUUAUCAUUUGAGCUUCAAGGCACAAGGCAGUCACCUGGUCUGUGCUAGAACAGUUCACCUGUCACAGCCAAGAGGAAAGAAAUGGUGCAGAUGGCUGUUUGCCCAAACCAAGCAGCAGAUAAGCAGAUCUUGGGACAUGUAGCUCAUCCCUCAGAUACACAUCUUUACUUGAAUCCUGAGUAGAACUCUAGGUGACCCCCUUGGAGGCCAAUACUCAUGUAAAAGGGGAUAAAGGAAAGGUAAGAGGGAAGGAGCUCAGGCUUUGGCAUGAGAAAAUUUGGGCCUUUGAAUCCCUGCCCUGCUUCACCAUAUAGAUGUGUGACUCAGCAUAGUAGCUGUGCAUCUUGACCUUUCUGAACGUGCUUUCUUGACUGCAGAAAUUGAGUGCCUACCUAGGAGGGUUGUUGUGAGGAUUAGAUGAGAUAAUUUGUGCAAAGUUCUUGGCACAGUACUUUUCACUUUGUAAUUGCCACAAGCUGUUGUUGUUGUUGUUAUAAAGUGUACUCUUCUUGGCCGGGUGCGGUGGCUCAUGCCUGUAAUCCCAGCACUUUGGGAGGCUGAGGCGGGUGGAUCGCCUGAGGUCAGGAGUUUGAGACUGGCCUGGCCAACAUGGCGAAACUCCAUCUCUACUAAAAAUACAAAAAAAUUAGCUGGGCGUGGUGGCAGGUGCCUGUAACCCCAGCUACUCAGGAGGCUGAGGCAGGAGAAUCACUUGAACCCGGGAGGUGGAGGAUGCAGUGAGCUGAGAUUGCACCAUUGCACUCCAGCCUGGGUAACAAGAGUGAAACUCCAUCUCAAAAAAAAAAAAGUAUAGUCUUCUGAAACCAGAACGUGUGAGCACCUGCCGAGUACAAGGCACCAUGUGGGGCAAAUAAGCAGAACACUCUCUCGCCUUCCCUUUACUACCCCAGCCACUGUCAGCUCUUCAUUUGCAGUUUCUGUAGGAACCACACUUUCCUAUUUCUGGACCUUUUGUCUGUUGCUGCUUCUGGACCUGAAAACGCCUUCUCCUCCCUCCUCUUUGUUAACUGCCAACAUCGCUAAUUCCUGCUUUUCCUCCAGGACCCCGCUUAGACGUCCCCCAUCUUGGGAGCCUUCCCUAAUAUACCAGGAGCAAGGCAGGCACAAGUGCUCCACUGCAUUAUGCUCCAACAGCAUUCUGUGCCAUCCCAUUAUGGCAGCAGUUACCAUAGUAGAUUGGAAUUGCCUGUUUACCUAUCCACCACUACUAUUAGCCCCCAUACAGCAAGAAGGUCUCCUUAUUUUCUAAGCCCAGGACAAACCGCAUUUCUGUCUCUCAGGACCAUUUGUUGCACAGUCCAAGAUCAUCCCUGCAUGGACCCUUUCCAGAAAUUACUGAGGAUUCAGAGCUGUAGGCCUCUCAGGAUGUUAAAUAUGAAGAAACCUGUCUCUGCUCUUUGUAAACAUUAGAAGGGAAAAUUAUGGGGAAGAAUUAUUUGCCCUUUAUAAGGGAAGGGGGGUAGAGCAUCAAAGGGAACUAACAUUUAAAAAGCAUUUGCUGUAAUGUGGGAUAAAGCAAAUGAGUAAUUGCAUGAUAUUCUAAUUCUGUCACUCCCAGUGUUGCUGAAAACCCAUAUUCUCAGCAUGGAAGAAGAUAAAUUCAGAUGUUAAACUAGAAGAGAUGAAGUUAAAAUCCUAUAGUCCUGAUUUUGAAUUGCUUAUGAUGAAAUGUAUGUUUAGAACACAGAGUUUCCUGAAGAACAGGAGGGAUAGCUAGAGAGGGGAUAGGAGGGAAGCUGGAAGGGGUUACAAAGAGGCCCAAAUAAACUUUUGGGGGUGACAGAUAUGUCUACUAUCUUGAUUGUGGUGAAAGGCUCAUGGGUGUAUACACACCUAAACAUACUUUAAAUGUGUGCAGUUUCUCAUAUGUCAAUUAUACCUCAGUAAAGCUUUGUUAAAAAACGAACAGGCCAGGUAUGGUGGCUCACACCUGUAAUCCCAGCACUUUGGGAGGCCAAGGCAAGAGGAUUGCUUGAGGCCAGGAGUUUGAGACCAAACAGGGCAACAUAGUGAGAACUUGCCUCUACAAAAAAUAAAAAAUUAGUCAGAUGUGGUAGUGCACACCUAUAGUCCCAGCUACUAGGGAGGCUGAGGUGGGAGGAUCGCUUGAGCCUGGGAGCUUAAGGCUGCCAUGAGCUAUGAUUGCGCUACUGGACUCAGCCUGGGUGAUAGAGUAAGACCGUGUCUGGGAAAAAAAAAAAAACGCGGCGCGGUGGCUCACACCUGUAAUCCCAGCACUUUGGGAGGCCGAGGUGGGUGGAUUGCCUGAGACCAGGAGUUUGAGACCAGCCUGACCAACAUGGCGAAAUCCCAUCUCUACCCAAAAUACAAAAUUAGCCGGGUGUGGUGGCGGCUGCCUGUAGUCCCAGCUACUCGCAAGGCUGAGGCAGGAGAAUCGCUUGAACCCAGGAAGCGGAGGUUACAGUGAGCCAAGAUCAUGCCACUGCACUCCAGCGUGGACAACACAGCGAGACUCUGUCUCAAAAAUAUAUAUAUAUAUAUUUCCUAAAACUCUGUCCACUGAAAUGACCUAGAAAUAAAGACUGACCCGGCAGCAGUGACCCAGACUGUGGUCUUGAAAUACUAUUUGCCCUAAAAGGAUCUAGGGAUCCUUGAAGAAAUGAUCAGUUCCAGGUCUAGGGCAGGAAAAUCAUGAGACCUGAAACAUCUUGUCACACUUAACACCAAGGAAGCUAUCAAAGACAAGGAUCCUGUCAGAAAGACUUGGGAGCAAACUUAGAGACAAUCCAAUUAGCUAAAAGAGAGGACCAUUUGGGCAUUAAUAAUAAUUGCCAUAUUUGAAGCACAUCAAACAUGUUCUCACCUGUAAGUUCAUAUUGUGACUUUAAAAAAACGGAUUGGUGGCUGGAUGUGGUGGCUUAUGCCUGUAAUCCCAGCACUUUGGGAGGCCGAGGUGGGCAGAUCACUUGAGGUCAGGAGUUUGAGACCAGCCUGGCCAACAUGGCAAAAUCCUGUCUCUACUAAAAAUACAAAAAUUAGCCAGGCAUGGUGGCACAUGCCUGGAAUCCUAGCUAUUCGGGAGGCCGAGACACGAGAAUCACUUGAACUUGGGAGGUGGAGGUUACAGUGAGCUGAGAUUGCACCACUGCAUUCCAGCCUAGGUGAUAGAGUGAGACUCUCUCAAAAAAAAAAAAAAAAAAAAAAAAAACAAAACACUAAUUGGAUACUAGGGAACUACCUCAUUAUUUUGAAAACUGGUAAGUAAAUGAAUAAGCAGUUAUCAUGCCAUUCCCAUAUGAACUGUAUUACCAGGUAACCAAAUAGUAGCGGAAGAGAAACUUGUCUUUAUAAACAAUCCACCUAAUAAAUUCAGAAAUAAUGAUAGACUUAAAAUGUCACCAUUUUGAAACCCCUAAUGAAUUAAUGGAUCUAGGUUGAUUGUCCGUGGCUGCUUACAUCACAGAAGACAAACAGCUAUUAAAUGCCUUCUGAUAUUAGACCAUAAGACCACCUAUCAAAUAGUCUUACAAAUAAGUAAACCUGAAUGUGAUCUGAACUCUAGAUCCAACCACCAUAACAGGAAAUACAGAGGAUGGGGACAGCAUGGUAAAUGGUAAAUGACACCUAGGGGAUGCAAUCAGCAAAAUCCAGGCUAUGGAAAACUCCAGGGCAAAUGACUUCAUUUUUUUUCCAACAAAUAAGUUUCAAGGGAAAAAGAGAGAGGGGAUAUAUAGAUUAAAAGAGACUUUAAAGAAGACAUCAGUUGCCGAGCAUGGUGGCCCAUGCCUGUAAUCCCAGCACUUUAGGAGGCCAAGGUGGAAGAAGCCCUAGAGCCCAGGAGGUGACACCAAACUGGGUAACAUAGUGAGACCUCGUCUCUACAAAAAUAAGAAGUAAAAAUUAGCAGAGCAAGGUGGCAUACUCCUGUAGUCCUGGGUACUUGGGAGGCUGAGAUGGAAGAAUUGCUUGAGCCUGGGAGUUGGAGGGUGCAGUGAGCUAUGAUCAUGCCACUGCACACUCCAGCCUAGGUGACAGAAUGAGACCACAUCUCUUAAAAAAAAAAAAAAGAAGAAGAAGAAGACAUCCAUCAAUUACAACAUGUGGACAUUGUUUGGAUCCCAUUGAAACAAAAUGUGGCAUUUAUGAGACAAAUGGAUAUCUGAAUCCUAAAUAUUUUAUAUAUAAAAGUAUUAAUUCUAGGUGUGAUAAUAGCAUUAUGGUUAUAUUUUUUAAGGAGUUAUUACAUUUUAGAGAUAUAUACUGAAAUAUUCACAGAUGGAAUAAUAAGAUUAAUGGAAUUUGUACUCAAAUAAUAUGGGAGAGAGAAAGUGGAUGGAGGUAUAGGUGAAACAAGAUUGACCAUGUGUUGAAAAUUGUUGAAGAUGGGUGAUGGGAAUAUUAUACUGUUUUACUUUUGUGUAUAUUUGAUAUUAUCCAUAAUUUUUUAAAUUAAAGGCAUCUACCAUGGACA